AUGGGUUGGCUCACUUAUCAAUUCCUUGACCUGUCCCCAACCGAGAAACAGGACCGCCGCCAGACCCUGGACCGAUAUGCCCUCUACGCCCAGCUCUCUGCCUUAGUUCCCCUCACCGCUGUGCUAUUGUAUCGGCUGAGGAAAGCCAUUUCACACGCGAGUUGGCUAGGCUUGAACGCGAAGAAGGCAGGGAGACAGUAUGAGGCUGUCCCGGGUUCUCCGGUGCUCAAGGAACGCCGGUUGAGCAGUGCGGGCGUCUGGGCUGCGCGGUCGCGUAGGUUGCGGUGGUGGCUGGGCGAGGAUGUCGUGCUAGCUGGGUUAGUAUUAGGCCAGCGUGAUCAAUGGAUUGUCGGGCUGCUAUGGACCACCUGGCUGCUUUUUAUCAGCGCCCUGGAGACGGGAGAAGACUACCUCCACUUAACAAAGCGCCUCGGCCUCGUUGCCGUCUCGCAAUGGCCGCUGCAAUACCUCCUCGCUCUGAAGUCCUUGAACCCGGUCGCCUACUUAUUCCAAACCUCCCAUGAGCGGGUCAACCGCUGGCAUCGUGUCCUGGCCCGUAUCACCAGCGGGUUGCUAUCUCUCCAUGUCGCGCUGUACUUGAACUUCUUCGUUAAGACCAAUCGCCUGUACCGGUUGGCUGAACCUGUCGUCUUCUUUGGCGUUUUGGCCUUUUCCGGUAUUCUUCUCAUCCUCUCGACCGCCCUUCACCCAGUCCGGCGGUACUCGUACCGGCUCUUCUUCAUCGUCCACCUCAUUGCGGCCAUCAUCAUCCCUAUCCAGAUCAUGAUACACGCCCCGCCAGCGAGGGCGUACCUACUUGAGUCCCUUGGCGUCUUCUUUGUCGAUCUGGUCUCCCGAAAACUGGACACCGUGACGGGACAAGCCACUCUGGAAUCCAUCUCCGGCACGAGCCUGGUCAAGAUCUCGGCCAAGAUCCCGCCUUCUAAGGUUGACCGAUUCCGCGCCCACCCUGGCGCACACAUCUACCUGAACGUUCCAGUGGUAGCUCGCAAGUUUAUCGGCGGCGCUUCGAUAUCGCAUUUAUUGUUCGAGUUCCUCUUCAACCCAUUUACCGUAGCCGCUGUGGAUGGGGAUGAGAGUGGAGAUUUGACCCUGGUUGCGCGACACUACGGAGGGCCUAUGACCACGGCGUUAAAGCGUUUUACAGAUGGAUCUGCGAGCUCAGACGGUGGUGCUGUGAGUACAAGUGCCAGCGCGGGCUCCGCCGGAGGAGGGGACGGGGCCGGGAAUGGUACCCGGGAAACAAUCCCCCUAUCCAUUGAAGGUCCCUACGGAGCAGCCGAGCGCCACGUUUCACUCCUCUAUUCCAAAUUUGACCGGAUCCUGUUCGUCGCGGGGGGCGUCGGCGCCACAUUCACGCUUCCGCUGUACCGGGCCGUCGUCAAGGAGAGUCCGACCACGAAGGCGCAGAUGGUGUGGGCUGUUCGGAGCGCCAGAGACGCCACAUGGGCCGCGGAUAUGACCACAGGCGGGGAAGAAGCUGGAGCGCUGUGGAAGGACGAUAAUGUUCACAUUUUCGUGACGGGCGAAGCGGCCGAUCCUGAGGGAACCGAGUCUCUUAGGCGGCGGACACAUAGUAGCCAUCGUGGUGCCACGGUCAACGCUGGUAAUAGCGAAGGGGAUGGUGGUGACGCAGGGGCUGAGGUUGAGAUGAGCACCGUGGGCCGAGACAACCGCGGGGACCGGGGCAUGGCGCAGUACCAACUAAAGCGGCCGGAUCUGAAGAAGUUGGUCGACGAUUUAUUCAAGCACAGCCAAGAAGAGCGGGUUGCUGUGCUGGUGUGUGGCCCUGCAGAGAUGGCCAGGGAGCUGAGGAUGCACCUCGGAGUGUGGGUGAACAAGGGGCGGUCAGUUUGGUAUCACAAAGAGGGGUUUGGUUUCUAG
Molecule: messenger RNA, 1905 nt
Organism: Dichotomopilus funicola
Lineage: Eukaryota; Fungi; Ascomycota; Sordariomycetes; Sordariales; Chaetomiaceae
Product: ferric reductase NAD binding domain-containing protein
Exons: 3
Coding region: 1-1905 (634 amino acids)
Biological process (GO): reductive iron assimilation
Cellular component (GO): plasma membrane
Molecular function (GO): ferric-chelate reductase activity
Source: RefSeq, a predicted model, not a curated record